Molecule: messenger RNA, 2333 nt
Organism: Hermetia illucens (black soldier fly)
Lineage: Eukaryota; Metazoa; Arthropoda; Insecta; Diptera; Stratiomyidae
Product: R3H and coiled-coil domain-containing protein 1
Exons: 10
Coding region: 519-2000 (493 amino acids)
Molecular function (GO): nucleic acid binding
Source: RefSeq, a predicted model, not a curated record
UGAGGUUUGGUCGGUUCGAUUCUCUUUUUAUGUCUCGCGAUCGUGUUUGUUUUUUGCUGGUUAAAGGAAUGUCGUUUGCUUACUGUUUUGCCAGCGAAUCGGUACGCGGUUGCCCCGUCGAUUUGUGAAUAACUGGAAACGGAACAAAACAGUGCACCCUUAUCGCUCGCGGUUUCCUCCGUAGCUUCCAAACUGGAGAGCAAAAUUUCAGAUCGUUUUUUAAGUUUGAUCGACGAGGAGUUUGUGAAAAAUGUGGACCAGGACAUUCGGGAGUUUGUGAGGAGGAACACGACAAACAGUGUUCUACUCUUUCCCCCUGUGAACAAUUACCGUCGAUUUUUAAUUCAUAAGGGCAAGGAGUCACCCGUCGUACAGUUGUAUGCUAUAGAAAACAACUACUACUGCCCCUAGAAGAGCUGUCAGGAGACAAAAAGAGAAAAGAAGAAAAACAAGAAAAACACAAAAGUUGGAGAAGUGGAUGCAGUUCAGAACCGCUGUGGAGGAGAGGAGCGCCAAAAAUGGGUGUCGAAAAAAAUGUUGGGGAAGGAGUAUCAACGAAAAAUUCGAAGACGGUGGAUAUAUAUCGGCCGCCGGCAUUACGAAAUGUUCAACCUUCAAAUCCAUCACUACUGAAAGCUGGUGAUUCAGAGGCUGCCGAGCCUUCCCCAAAAUCUCAACCGCCGACCAGCGAUAACAAUGUAACAACAGAAACUAAAGUGCAAUCGAGUUCAAAUCAAACUGAAAGGCCGAUACGAAGAGAACGUCGUCCAGAUCGAGCAGUGUACAUACCAAGAGCACGGAGAAGUCAAACAACAUCUCCACAUACAAAUCCUUUGAAGCCAAAGGUCAACGAAAUGUUGCAGUCAACCCGAAACGGGACGGUCUCACAAAAAGAAUGUGGAAAAAGUCAGUCAUUUGAAUGUGCUGGUGAUAAUAAUGUGCGAACCCCAAAGGAAAGUGUUCCUGUGAUUCCUAAUUGUGAUAAUAAAGCCGUUGAGAAAAGUAAAAAUUCAAAUGAAAAAAGCACAGAAUUGCGACUUCCACAGAAUGUGUCGGAUAAAAACUGUGAUAAUUUUAUCCAAAAUGAUAUUAGCAACGUUGACAGUACAAAUGUGAAGAAUCAAAGUUUUCGAGAAGGUAACAUUACUAAUGUGAACGCAACUGAUAACUCCCAAACAAAACCACCGGAUACCAGUAAGAAAACACCAUUGAUAGAAAAUGCUUCAUUACCGGCUAAGAAGUCGGAAGAUGAGAAGGAAAUUCAUGAAUUGGAGCGGAUGUCCAGGGAAAUCAACCGGAGCAGUAGACGUAUCAUAAAACAAACUUUCAACUCAGACGUUCUACAAAUUCCGGAUAAUUUACUUCCCGCAAAUGAUCAACCGUCUAAAGCCGUUGACCCUGAAAACGAUGAUUGGGAUUCAAUGUUUGAUGACAACGGCGAUUGUGUAGAUCCAAAAAUAUUAUCAGAACUUACAGCUUCUGUCGGUAAAGUAAAAAUUGAGCAGCCAAAAGCGGAUUACAAGGCUUAUCUGAUGAAACAAGCAAUCCUAAAUGAGGAGGAAUAUCCGCAUGUUUUGGAAGUUUCCAAUUUUCCAGUUGAGUUUAAAACCCAAGAUUUGAUGAUGGUUUUCUCAACGUAUAAAGAAUCAGGUUAUGAUAUCAAAUGGGUUGACGAUACACAUGCAUUGGCAGUUUUUAGCAGUUCAAGGAUAGCUGCUGAAGUGCUCGCAAUGGGUCAUCCUUUUGUAUUAUUGAAACCCCUCGCAGAUGCCACCGUUGAAUCAAGAGCGAAAGCCCGAAAGUGUGCUGCCUCACUGCAACCAUAUCGCCCUCGACCUGAAACCUGCGCUGCCCUAGCCCGCCGUCUCGUAACGGGAGCUUUGGGUGUUCGCUUGAAAACAGCAGCUGAAGAGCGUGAAAACGAGAAGAAAGUAUUACGUGAAGCAAAAGAGCGGAAACUUUUGGCUGCUAAACAGAGAGAAGAAGUUUGGGAAAGUUGAAUCAACGAAAAAUAACUGCAGCAGCAGCAAAUAAAUGCCAUUAUCGUGUAAACCACUGUUUACAUCAUCAAAUAUAGAUACUACCUUUUAUCAACAACAUUUGAGAAUUUUUGUACAGAUAAGUGUUUAAAGAAAGUCUUAAAUAGCUUGAUAUACAGAUUUUGAGCAUGUUACUAUGCUGUAUUCACUUGCAAGGAAAUUAUGUAUAUUUAUUAGACCUAGGUAGACAUCCAAAUAUAGAUGAAUGGUAAUAUUUUUUAAAGUUGAAUACCAGAGGAACAAUGUGUUAUAUAUAUCAAACACUAUUUUUUAAUAAAAUAUGUUUUUCAAUAA